Esox lucius (northern pike) is the source of this 2510-nucleotide messenger RNA. RefSeq names its product family with sequence similarity 118 member B (gene siral1). NCBI's taxonomy places the organism in Eukaryota, Metazoa, Chordata, Actinopteri, Esociformes, Esocidae. The record is from RefSeq and is a predicted model, not a curated record. The transcript is spliced from 8 exons. Bases 631 to 1752 code for a protein of 373 amino acids.
UAUAAAUGGCAUAAAAAUAGCGGCUUAAACAGUAAAAAAUAAUCACGUUCAUCAACAAAAAAAACGUGAACUUUUACGGUUUUGGCCACAAAUGUGGUAGACUGAAGGCGAAUAAUAUUAGCAUGAAUAAAUUGUAUUAAUGUAAGUUGUGCCGUGGUAUCAGCAAGCACAUUGUUUUAUUAAAUGCGUCGGAUCUAAAGGGGCGGGGGAGAUAAACCUCAGUUAUUUUAUUUUGUUAGCUAGCCACAGAGGGUUUUACUGUCUACUUUGCAGAAGCAAACGCAUACACAAGUGCAAGUUUGCGCCGCAUGUGAGUCGACAGGUUGUGUACACAGAGGAAGUCCACUAGGAACAUUAUAGCUAACGUUAAAUAGAUUUGCUUGGAGUUACAUUUACGUGCGGGUCUUACUUCGCCAUGUCAGCAAUCUCAAAUACCGGGGUUUAAAUCAUUGCGGUUUGUCAGUACAAUAGAGGGUAUCAGAUUUGUAUAUUCUAACGUGUUAGCUGGAUUUUUUCCAUACUCGGAUUUGCAAGCCAACUAAUAACUCUUCGUCAGCUGCCUAGAUAGCGGCUGAAGAUUUCCACUGAUCAAAAAGCUACUUUCUGGAGGAGUCGGGGUAAGUGAGCCGAAUGGCCUCCAUUGUGACUGUGAAAACUGAGAAACGACCUGCUCCUGCGGAUACUCAGGAUGUUGACUCCAAUACCAAAAAACCCAGGAUUUGGGAACCAUCAAUGGAACCAUCACUCAAUCUCUGCCUACCCCAAAGGAAACUGCUGCCCAGCCUGAAGACCAAGCGGGCCCCAGAGCUAGUCCUAGUGAUUGGUACUGGGGUGAGUUCAGCUGUGGCCCCUCAGGUUCCUGCCUUGCGAUCCUGGAAAGGUUUGAUCCAGGCCUUGCUGGAUGCAGCUAAUGACUUUGACCUACUCGAGGAAGAGGAGAGUCGCCGUUUUCAGAAGAGCCUGCAGGAGGACAAGAACCUAGUCCAUGUUGCACAUGACCUCAUUCAGAAGCUCUCUCCGAGAACAGGCAAUGUGCGUUCCACAUUUUUCAAGGACUGCCUGUACGAGGUGUUUGAUGACCUGGAAUGUAAGAUGGAGAACGCAGGGAAGCAUCUUCUCCGCUCUGUACUGCAGCUGAUGGAGAGUGGAGCACUGGUCCUCACCACCAACUUUGACAACCUGCUGGAGAUCUAUGCAGCCCAUCAGGGUUCCAAGCUAGAGUCCCUGGACCUCACAGAUGAGAAGAAGGUCCUGGAGUGGGCUCAGGGGAAGAGGAGUCUGAGUGUUUUGCACAUUCACGGUGUUUACACAAAUCCCAGCGGUAUUGUACUCCACCCUGCUGGCUAUCAGAAUGUAUUGAGGAACACUGAGGUCAUGAGGGAGAUCCAGAAAUUGUACGAGACCAAGUCGUUUGUUUUCUUGGGCUGCGGGCGCACAGUGGAUGACACCACCUUUCAGGCUCUCUUCCUGGAAGCGGUCAAGCACAAGUCAGACCUGGAGCACUUCAUGCUAGUGCGCCGCGAGGAUGUGGGGGAGUUUAAAAAGCUGCGAGACAACAUGCUUGACAAGGGCAUAAAGGUUAUCUCCUACGGCAACGAGUAUGCCGACCUGCCAGAGUACUUUGAAAGGCUGGCCAACGAGAUCUGCAACCGAGACACGGUCGCUAACGGCUGGGGAUCUCCCCACCAAGAAGAGGUAAUCCAGAAUGGCUUUCAUUCGGAGAAAAGCCUCCUUCAAGAAUACCAUUCUUGACAGGAACAAAGCAGGCGGGAGUUAUUUUCAUCCACAGUUCAGUCCACUUCUACUCAGGUCUGAUUUCAUUGGAUCUACUGCAACUCCUCAAGGCACAUAAGGGCCAGAAGCGUCCUAAGUCAAUACUCUAUUUUUUCCUUUUCAAUACCAGUUGUUAUAACAAAGGGAGAGGCCCAGCAAACAUUACAAUAAUCUUUCAAACAGGCCACCCAGUGUACAUAUAUCCCCACUUCUGGAACAGAAUGUUGGAAAGGUUCAUGUAAAACACAUUUAUGGUAGAUGUGUGUAAAAAGGCUAUGUCUAACUGAUUUCUAAAUUAACCUGAUUUGGAAAUCGAGAGUCAGGUCGACUGUACUGAAGACAGAUGUGCUAAAGAUUGUCCAUGGGUUCCCGAAGCAGACGUGGGUUAAAAAUAGAGCAUGAAACUAGGAUAAUAAAAAAAUGCUGUACUUAUGAAACUCAAGUCUCAAAGCAUGGAGAAUGUGUAAACCUAUUAACAGAAUUCUUGCAAACUUGAAACCAGUGAACUAAAUGUGUACUCGAGGCAAUAAAACAAAUGACACUUUGGAGAAUAGUUUUUUGAUCUGCAGCAGAGUUGUGUUGCAUUGAGUUGAGGAGAGGCAUCUUUGUAAAGUGAGUCACUCAUUUGCUGAAAAGUGCAUACUUUAUAAGGCUUUUCUAUUUUUAAUACAUGUUGUGAAAUCUGUAGGUAUUUAUAAGAGCUAUUUAAAAAAAUAAAGAAAACAUUUGCUAUCGUG